GUGGACGGAUAAACACAAAGUCGCCUCCUUAUAAUUUGCUAUAUCUCUCUAUCUCUCUCUCAUCCUCUUUAGUCUUUCUCUUAUCUGCCUUCUUCAGAAACCCAUCCCCCAAUAUGGCAGACUUAAGUUUCUUUGUUGGAGUCAUAGGAAAUGUUAUAUCGGUGCUUGUCUUCCUCUCCCCUGUGGAGACGUUUUGGAAGAUAGUGAAAGGGAGGUCGACGCAGGAUUACGAGUGUUUGCCGUACAUUUGCACGUUGAUGGGUUCUUCGUUAUGGACAUAUUACGGGAUAGUGACACCUGGUGAAUACUUGGUUUCUACAGUCAAUGGCUUUGGUGCUCUUGCUGAGUCCAUCUACGUUCUCAUUUUCCUCUUCUUUGUCCCCAAAUCCAGAUUCUUGAAAACAAUUUUAGUCGUUCUAGCUCUGAACGUAUGUUUUCCACUAAUCGCGAUUUUGGGAACAAGAACUGCGUUUGGAGAUGCAAACUCGCGUUCUACUUCAAUGGGUUUCAUAUGUGCAACUCUCAACAUUAUCAUGUAUGGUUCUCCUCUUUCCGUUAUUAAAACGGUGGUGACGACGAGGAGUGUUCAGUUUAUGCCAUUUUGGCUGUCGUUUUUCCUCUUUCUGAACGGUGCGAUUUGGGGUGUCUACGCUUUACUCGUACACGAUAUUUUUCUACUAGUGCCAAAUGGAAUGGGAUUCUUGCUUGGGACAAUUCAACUCCUAAUUUAUGCGUAUUACAGAAAUGCCAGACCAAAUGUAGAAGAUCAUGAAGAAGAAGGCCUCAUACCAAGCCAACCUCUCCUCUCUUAAUUAACCAGUUUAUCUUUUAAUCCAUAAAAAUAACUAAAACGAAUACAAAAACAUUUUUCAUUCUUCACAAACAAAAUAAAAAUUUUCAAUUCUUUUUUUUUUUUUGGGUUGAGUACUCGUUUUGAUGGCAUCCUAUUAACAAAUCUCUUUAUUUGUUUAUUUUGUAUUAUCGUCCGGUGUCGUACAUGCAUAUGUGAUUGUAAUAUAGUUUGAUUCAGUUUAUAUUACAACACAAUCAAUGAUUCAAAACUA
Molecule: messenger RNA, 1064 nt
Organism: Camelina sativa (false flax)
Lineage: Eukaryota; Viridiplantae; Streptophyta; Magnoliopsida; Brassicales; Brassicaceae
Product: bidirectional sugar transporter SWEET16
Biological process (GO): carbohydrate transport
Cellular component (GO): membrane
Molecular function (GO): sugar transmembrane transporter activity
Source: RefSeq, a predicted model, not a curated record